Molecule: messenger RNA, 4032 nt
Organism: Cladocopium goreaui
Lineage: Eukaryota; Dinophyceae; Suessiales; Symbiodiniaceae
Source: the annotation of a GenBank genome assembly
AUGGCAUGUUGUAGUGCCUCGGGAACGCCACUGGCGCGCUACGCGCGAGCACUGGCGCAUGACAACUGCGACAGCGUUGCAGAGGCUUUGCCCAUGUCUUUUCCGAUGCUCGGUAAGGGACAUCCAGAUCCAGAUUGCCGACAACUUCGCUUUUUGCAAGAUGCUCUUCGAUAUAUCAUCUCGGUGAACGGGAUGAGCACCAUACCCAAAGAUCUUGUGACAGAAGCUUUCGUGCCCACGGCCAAAGGCAUUUCCGCGAAAGACUUCCGAAAUGGUGAGGUAUUUCUGUGGUACGAUUACUUCUCUUGCCCCCAGCUAGAAACCUAUGUCUCCUCGAUCGACGACUUGGCGGACACGGAUCCCAUGGAUCAGUCGACUCCGUCGAUGUCAAUGCAGAAUCAAACAACGAACAGCCGCUUGGGUCGGGCUGUGGACAGCAUCCCUGCAUACAUCGCCCGCUGUGCCUUUUUCUUUGUCCUUUGUCCAGUGACCUGGCUGAGUAUUCCAAGAUUUCAAUUUGAGGCCGCCGCACUCUUGUGGCACCGGUGCAUUAGCACCGGGCGGCUACCUACUGCUUGGCUCCACGUCCGCAUCACCUUGUUGGACAAGAGCGACGGCGGCAAACGCCCCCUCGCCAUUGCUGCCAUCAUGUACAGGGUUUGCAUGUCCGCUACUCUGCGCUGUCUCCGUUCCUGGAUCGCUGGCUGGGCGCCCCCCACCUUGUAUGGUGGCAUCCCUGGCCGGGGUACCGAUGGCGUGCAUAGCGCCCUCUUCGGUGCCCUGCACCAGCAACAAGCUGGUCGCUGCAUGGCCGGCGCCAAAGCCGACAUCCAGCGGUGCUUCGACUCUGUUGACUUUGGCGUUGCCUUUCUUGUCUUUGACCACUUGGGUGCGCCGGCAGGCCUAACAGAGGUCCUGCGUUUCUUUUACGCGGGUCAAACCCGCUGGUUCAUCUCCCGUGGGUGUGUCCACCCUACCCCGGUCCGGGUCCAACGAGGCCUCUUGCAAGGCUGCCCUGCCUCCCCUGCCUUGCUCAACGCCAUUAUGGCGAUUUGGUCUCUGGCCGUGACCCGGGCCCACCCACGGAUUGGUUUGGCCAUUUAUUUGGAUGACCGUAGUCUCUGGGCCCAAGGCCGGGACGCGGUCUCCGCGCUCGUGGCUGCUGCAGAACAUGCGGCGGACACGGACCGCAUCUUCGGUUUCACUGUGCACCCCGCAAAGCGGGAGUGCUUCGCUCUUUCCCCGCGGGACCGCCGGGCGCUGAGCAGCGAAGCUGCUCUCCUCGGCCCGGUCACCGCUGCCCCCACUUUGCUCGGCGUGACUUACCGCUUCGGGCGUGCGGGCAAGCCGGCGCACACCGACUUGACCACCAAGCUCAUCCAGCGGUGCCGCAAAAUCGGUCGGGUUGCCCGUUCCGUGCCCCUGCGCCGCGCCCUCCUCCAGCUCCUCGUGGCCUCGCUCUUCCGCUGGCUUGGUCCUUGGAGCACCUUCCCUGCCAACACCCUCCGCCGCUGGUCCUCCCACAUGGAAUCCGCCUUGUGGGGCCGCCGGCCCCCCCCCGGCCGGGACCGCUACCUCUUCUGGGUGACGUUUGGGCCCCACACCAUGCAUCCCGAGUACCUCAUCCACUUCGAAGCCCUGCGGCGCGAAUGGCGUGCUGGCUCGUCGACCCCUUGCCCUACUGCGACUGCCGCCUUCCAGUUCUUCCGCUGGACCCGCCACCCCACCCACUGGGACACCCCCUAUGGUCCCAUCCGCCCUGCUUGGGAUACCGAGCGCCUCCUGGGCCACUUGGCUGCCCGCUCCUGGCUCCGCCUCCUCUGGGACUACGACACGAAAACGGCUGACCCCAUCCGCCCCACCCAGGAACCGGUGACUGAGCACCUCCGCCCCUUCCGCUCCACCCUGGAUCCUCACCUCCGCCGGGUUGUGCUUGGUUGCGCUGCUGAUGCCCGCCUCCUCGCCCGCCUGGGUCACAACAAACCCUGCGCCUGCGGCAACCCCUGCCCCAGCAGAACACACCUCACCUUCCAGUGUCCGCUGAUCCCGUGGUCUCAGGCUCGGGCUACUGAUGCUGAGCGCCGUUUGCUCACAAGGCUGGUGACCUUCCUUCCCGCUACCCUGGAUGUGCUUGAUCCACCAGUCGACCUGGUACAUUAUCUGCUACGACAACGUGCUGCUGGGACCUCUAUCAUCUGCAUGGCGUUGGACGGCUCUUGCUUGGACCCUACAGGUCAAACUUUUGGAUGUUGCACUGCUUGGGCUGCUGCUGCAGCGGAUGGCCACACUUUUGGCGGUGCUCUUACUGGUGCGGACCAUACUCCCCACUACGCGGAGCGCAUGGCCCUGUGGUAUGUCACUGCGGCUGCAGCCGCUGCGGCUCUGGAUGUCUUGGUCCUUACGGACAACGAAGCGGUGGCGCGUCGCUUUGACAGCCUCCUUCGUUAUGGGAGAAAGGCAGGCGAUGCCUCGGAGUUCUGGCAUCAACUACUGGCACGCUGGCGACCAGCUUCGCGAUUGGCUUGGAUCCCAGCGCAUGGCAAACGCCCGGGAUGGACACCCCCGGCAGGAUAUCCUUCCCCUGAUCUCUGCAGGGCCAUGAAUGAACGACAAGAUGCUCUGCGGUGGGCAUCUACUGCUGUGCAGCGACAAUGCGUGGUGACACGCGCAUGGUGGGACCUUUGCUUACCUCACUUCGUUUUUCGAAAUGAGGUUGACGUCUCAUGGAACAACAACAACAACAUCGUCCUGGACGCAGAGGGGUUGGUGCCGUGCCGAACGAACCCUUCGAGAGCUCUCCCAGAGCGAGUCGUCUCUGGGCCGGGAGCGCCACGGGAGCUCACGUAUAUCAUCAUCAAAAGUUCCAAGAAUCUGGAGACAGUGGCGACCCCAAUGACCUCCUUUGGCGGUUCUCCGGGAGAAGGGACUUUCACUUUGAAAGUGGAUCGCAGGAAGCUCUGUCCCAUCGUAAAACAAGCCAUCAAACGAAAGUUAUUUCUUUACCUACAAGCACAGAACCUUUCGGGUUUUCGCGCCUUGCUCAAUCUGCAGAGGGUGCACUUGAGAGGCUUCAGCACCGACGCUUUAUCUGAUCUGGUCCCUGGCUUUCCAGAAAUCGAUGGCGACAAUCCAGAGUUGCAGGUGGCGAGAUUUCUUUUUCAGAAUGGCUUUCAAAGUAUCAACGAGCUUGACACACUCGGAUGGCGUCCGCUGCACUAUGCUGCCAUGAAUGGAGAGCCUUCCCUUCUCCAAGCUCUUUUGGAGCAACGUGCAACUCUUGAUUCAAAAACCAAGAAACAAAAUCCAUACACUGGAAUUCCGCAGUUUAUGACUGCUCUAUCGAUUUCACUCUUUUUCAAGAACCAUAUUGCCACGCAGUUCCUGCUGGAAAAAGGCGCCAAUAGGACCUCGGGCUUGAUUCCACCAGCGGACUUUGCCAGUAUGGCAAAUAAUCCGGAAGGACUUCGCAUGCUGAGAUCAACCUUUAACCCUGGAGAACUUCCUGACAGGAACGGCAUCUUUGCCUUCAGUGCAUUUGAGGUUGCGUGCUCCUUUGGAUCUAUGGAAGCUAUGGAGGAACUGCUUCUGCGAGAAACGGAGAUUUCAAACGGACUGCACUUUGCCAUGGUUUUUUGCGGUGGGACUGCUAAGCUUGUGAACCGGCUCAUUCAGUUGCGAGCUGACGUGAACCACCAAUGGAGAGAGCCUUUUUGGACCUUUCACGGCAUUUACAAUCACAUCCAGGCGCUUCAAUAUCGCAUGGGCAAGCGAACAACCAGCACAAUGAUGGCAUAUCAUAUCUAUGGUUCCACCCCUUUGAUGAAUGCCGUGCUGUCUGGACAGUACGAAGGAGCCGCAACUCUCAUUGCAGCUGGGGCGCGGCUGGAUCUUUGCAACGACCGCAGGCGCUCAGUGGCAGAUUUCGCAGAGGAGCUGUCGGUGCCGGAGUUUUUGUCCCAGGCUCUUCAGGGAAACCCCAAAGCUUGCCACAGAAUCGCCGAAUUGGCUGAUGAUGAUGUUUUUGAGAUCUAA